This is a messenger RNA of Rasamsonia emersonii CBS 393.64, 1689 nucleotides long. RefSeq lists its product as uncharacterized. Lineage: Eukaryota; Fungi; Ascomycota; Eurotiomycetes; Eurotiales; Trichocomaceae. Gene Ontology annotation, molecular function: protein binding. The coding region runs from base 1 to 1689 and encodes 562 amino acids. The record is from RefSeq and is a predicted model, not a curated record. The transcript has 9 exons.
AUGGAGAUGAAUACAGAAGAUCAGAUGAAUAAGAACGGAAUGUGGUAUAUUAUACGUUAUCUCAGGUAUACUCGUCGAGCCCUAAGUAUGGCCCGAAGCGGAAUAGCGUGCUGUGGAUCCAUGAUCCAUCCGAUGGAUCCAUCGUCCCCACUGACGUCAUGCAGUUUCCGCCACGACGCCACUAUGCCCCUCCUCGUCCCCGGCAUCAACACCAGCCUAAGCGAGCAGUCGGAAUGGAUCACCAAGCUCGUGGGCAAGAAACUGACUGAGUCGACGACGGAUGCGAAUUCCUUCGCCAUGAGAGAUCUUCCGCCUCUCCAUCGCGUUCUCAGACGCGGUGAUGUCACGACGUUGGAUUAUCAGCCUGAUCGAGUGAUUCGGUUUUGUUUGAGUACUAAGCUAACUUCUUUUUCUGUUCUAGACUCACCAUCCAUAUCGAUGAUGAUGGGAGGAUUUGGGAUGUUAGGUAUGGAUGAAUUGGACAAUCAUCGUCGAGAAGGGAUGUAUCGUUCUUGUUAUAUAUCUGGUAGUCCCGAUCAUCAAGGCCGACAAUUUUACCAUCUCCGGUAUAGAAUCAAAUUAGUCAAGCUGGUCAAUAUAGAACUGUGUGUACAAAGGAAGAAAAGUUUUACCUUAUUUCCCCCUUCUUCCCUCUCAACAAGUAAUCUGCCAAACGUAACUCACGUCUCAGCUCGAGCAGGGGACCGUGGUCUCAAAGCAUCAAGGUCAACACCAUCAGUACCUGAUGCUGGUGGGAUAAAAUGCCUGACACCGGUGGGAACAGUGGUUGAAGGAGUGCCACUUGAGGGGGAGGCGUCCCGCGACUGGAACCGGAACAAGUCCCUAGCUGUGUGUGGAUUGCUUGUGGAAGCCGGAGCUGCCGAGGAAGAUGGCGUGAUGGUACUGGAUGCUGCUAUCAAGGAGGAGAACAAUGAAGAUUGCUUGGACAUUGGUCUAUUGCAGGAACACGCCAUCAGCAAGGACAAUGUCGCGCUCUUCGAGUAUCUCCUCACAAAGUACGGAUGGCAGAUGGGUGAUUUCAGCCGCAUAGCACUCGAUGUGAUCAGGGAGAAUAAGCUCGAAAUACUCCGCGUUAUUGUCCAACCACCUGGAUUCAAUGUCAAUCGCAUUUAUCCUGUCGACCAUGGCGCAACAAGAAAUACCAACCUACUACAGCAGGCUUGCCAAGUACCGUACGUAGACAGCAUCCGUUUCUUAACCCAAGACGGCGCAGACCCCGAUGGUCCGUUUCUACCCUUUUCGAGUCUAACUCGUAAAAUUCUCGAACCUACUACUGUGGUCAAAGCAUUGCUUGAUCAUGGCGUAGACCCUAACUGUCCGGGACUACCCUCUUCCGCAUUAUUCGAAGUUGUGAAGUCUGCUUCUAAGCGUCAAUGUUAUGAAAUGGGCAAGCUUACCACCGUGGUGAAGGCAUUACUCGAUCAUGGUGCAGACGUGCAUCAUACCAGGAGAAUGGUAGGACUUGCGAAGGACGAAAAGGAUUCACGCCAAGCUAUUCCAAUCCUACUGUAUGCGGUCUAUGCAGGUGAUGAUGGUCUGGACGUGGUGAAUCUACUUGUCCAGCACGGCGCCGACGUCAACGAAGGCUUCAUCUCCCCAUUGCGCCUUGCCAGGCAACUUAACACCACACUAGUAUGUCAGCAUGUUCUCCUAACUGGCUGGCAAUAA